Messenger RNA from Pyrus x bretschneideri (Chinese white pear), 1203 nucleotides. RefSeq names its product disease resistance protein RPV1-like. Bases 46 to 1110 code for a protein of 354 amino acids. The transcript is spliced from 2 exons. Gene Ontology annotation, biological process: defense response. NCBI's taxonomy places the organism in Eukaryota, Viridiplantae, Streptophyta, Magnoliopsida, Rosales, Rosaceae. The record is from RefSeq and is a predicted model, not a curated record.
AUCAACUCAAACGAGAAUGUCUUGGAAACCAAUUCAUGUGCAAGGAUGCAGAAACUGAAACUGCUCUGCCUUAGACAUGUACGACUGGACGGAUGUUAUGCAAAACUUCCGACAAGGUUAAGAUGGUUGUGCUGGCUCGAAUUUCCUUUGGAUUCAAUUCCUGUUGAUUUUUCUUUGGAGAAAUUGGUAGUUCUUGAAAUGCAAUAUAGCAACUUGAGACAACUCUGCAAAAGAGCAAACUUUCUUCCUUCGUUGAAGAUCCUUGACGUCAGCCAUUCCUAUGGCCUUACUGAAAUCAUUGACUUCUCACUUUGCCCCAAACUAGAGGAAUUGAUUCUUGUGGAUUGCACCAGCUUGAUUGAUGUUCAUGAAUCCAUUGGAAACCUGGAGAGACUCGUGUACUUGAAUAUGACGGAUUGCAAGAAUCUUAGGAUGCUUCCAAAGAACAUGUGCAUGCUUAAAUCACUUGAAACACUCAUUUUAUCUGGUUGCUCAAAUCUUGGUGAGUUUCCAGUGGAGAUGAUGAAGGAGAUGGAGUCUCUAGGGGUUCUUGCAACAGAUGGAAUUCCAUUAAGGCCAGAAAGAAGUUCAACUAUCUUGAGUUCUUUUCCAUGCUCUUUAGUAGAGUUGAGUCUGAAGGGGUGCAAUCUUUCUGAUGAUGUCUUUCCUACGGAUUUAAGUAAUCUAUCCUACUUGCGAAGCCUACAUUUAGAUGGGAAUCCAAUUUGCAAUCUGCCAGUUUUCAUCCAAGGUUUGAGAAGGCUCGAUCAUCUAUCUUUCGAGGAUUGUAAUAGGCUCGAAUCGCUUGUAGGGUUGCCGAAAGUACACCAAACGACAAUUAUAGCCGGAUGCAUAUCAUUAAGAAAAAUAAAAUAUCUUCCCCCUGAGCGACGGUCUGGAAUGUACAUGGUGCAUGACAACUACAAUCUAGUUGAGUGGGAGCAUAAAUACAAGAUUGAGCCUAUUGAUAGAGUUGAUGUGGAAAUAAUCAAACUUUUGGGCUUGUGCAACUUGGAAUCCAUGCCUGCUGUUCGAAUGCGUCAUCCAUUCACAGAUAGGGUUCUAAAAAAGGUCCCCGUCCAGGUGCGCCUCUCUUUCUCUCUCUCUUAAGUCUUAAAUAUAUAAUGGGAAAGAAAUGACUGAGUAAUGUUGUGAUGAUUAUGGCAAAUACAUAGGGACUGUAUCAAUAUGGUAUAUUCAGCA